CCGUUGGUCGAUGGCUCUCCUCGGGGCACGUCGUUGUACGAGAAGCGUUUCAUGUUUCCUCCUGGCUGCAACAAUAGCCGAUCGGUUACUAAGUCCCUUGAUCCGUUUUGGACUCCUAAGACAAAGACCGCCCUUAGGUGA
This is a messenger RNA of Haemonchus placei, 141 nucleotides long. The record is from the annotation of a GenBank genome assembly. Lineage: Eukaryota; Metazoa; Nematoda; Chromadorea; Rhabditida; Trichostrongylidae.